Molecule: messenger RNA, 1939 nt
Organism: Mya arenaria
Lineage: Eukaryota; Metazoa; Mollusca; Bivalvia; Myida; Myidae
Exons: 6
Coding region: 520-1557 (345 amino acids)
Source: RefSeq, a predicted model, not a curated record
UUUGAACUUGAUCGAUCAGCUUGAAACAGAGUUGAACAAGCAGCUUUGUGAGCGCGGGUGAAAUAUUCACGAUACCAUGGAAUAAAUAUCCGGAAUCAAUCAAAGAACAAAGCGGAACUGUUUGAGAAUAAGCUAUUGUAUACAAGACUGCAUACUAGUAUUUGGGGAAAAAACAGUUUGUAUGUGGCAUAAAAAGAGCUGAAAAAAUACACUCAAAGAGAAGUUAGCUUUGUCGUAGUUGGACAAGAGUACAAAUAUACAGAACGUGUUUUCAUUGAUGCCGCAUUCUUUAUACGCGUGUUCGGUGGUGAUUUAUGACGCGUUUAUGACGGCCGUUGACAGGUGUUGAGGGUCGCCGUAUACGGAUCACAGUCCCCUAACACGGUCACUGCAGCCCAAGGCAGCUCCGCCCACUCUACACGAGAUAUUUCCGGUUACGUACAAUCGCUCGGCUCCUUUUGGGUAGUCCGCUUCUUCCUCUGUUGUUUAUUAAACUGACAUCGGAACCUACUCAGGAGGAUGAGCGGUGACCGGCUGAGCAUCCAGCCGGUGUUGGGGGCCAGCGGCCGGAAGUUGAGCUACGGAGUUCUGGACACGGCUGAGAGUCUCAUGGACAAUAUUGACGACCUGGCGGAAGUGCUAGACCAGCUUACAGAGAAAUACGAGCAUGCACAGGAAACCCUUGAACAGAAAGCAGGUAUUGAAGAAGAAGGAGAGGAGCAGACGGAGGAGGAGGGCCAGGAGCAGGAGCAGGAGCAGGAGCAGGGUAUCGUCAUCAAAGUGAACUGUGAGGCUACCACCCCGUCCCCCACUUUGUCCCCACAGAGGAGCCCCUCACACAUCGUACCCAACGGCAUUACGCGGAGGCACAGCGGGGACUUCAGGAUGUUCCGGAAGCUAAAAUCGUGUCUGGACUCCACACGCCACCUGAUCUCAAGCCUUCGGCGGGAAAAGGGCCGUCUGAUGAAACGGGAGCUAAGCGUUGAGUGCCGCAUGUCCGAGAUGGAGGACUACAAGAGUCACAUCAAACAGGAUUUGACGAGUUUGAACGACCUGGUGGACAUGUUGACGGAGCGGAUUUGCGAGCUGGAGCUGCGGCUGGCGGACGGCCAGGAAGAGGCGGAAGGCCUCACGGCAGAGAGAGACGCCCUCCAGGAGCGGCUGGACCGCACGGAGGCGCUAUGCGCAGAGUUGAACGAAGACAAUGACAGCCUGCGGGCGGAGAACGGCCGCCUCCACGAUCGGCUGCGCCUCGGCAACCGGGAGCUGCAGUACGAGAUCGAGGUCAUCCAGGUGGAAAACGUAAAACUCAAGGAACUCGUGCGCGAGUUCUCAGAACUGGAAGAAAGUGAACCGGAAACUGCCAUGUCGCCGGACGGGGAUCUCGGCGUCGCGUCUUUAACGGAUGGGUCUGAGGACCUGUGUAAUAAUAAUGUUACGAUGGAAACUGGACAUGAGCAGAACAAAAGUAACAGUGCUGUGAAAGUUAAUGGCAAGAAAACUGGCUACGCAAACGGACGGUCGACUAUAAGUAGUGGCAUCGUGAUGACAGUUUAGUUCUCGACCCCGUUAUUAAACAGUAAUGACUGAUUUCUUAUCUCAACCUUGGGUUGUGUUUUGUGGACUGGUUUUGUAAACACGGCUGACUUUGAUACGCCACGAUUCAAAAUCGGAUUGACCUACAAAAGUUCGUGAAAGGAAAAUGAUCAAUGUCUGGAGAAAUGUUAAAUAAAAAAUCCAUGAAGUUAUGAGACCGACCAUGACCGUUUCCUGUGAGGCCAGAAUGUUUACCUAAGACAUUAAAUGUGACGUGUUUGUAUUUAGUUUCAUGUCAUGUUGAUCAUACUGUUGGUUAUGUUUAUUUAACUAUGUUUUGAGAAGGCUAUCAUUCAUAAUUUGUCAUUCAAUGUCUUUUCAUUAUAAUAAAGUGUAACGCACU